Molecule: messenger RNA, 4175 nt
Organism: Capra hircus (goat)
Lineage: Eukaryota; Metazoa; Chordata; Mammalia; Artiodactyla; Bovidae
Gene: SLC30A5
Product: solute carrier family 30 member 5
Exons: 16
Coding region: 311-2611 (766 amino acids)
Biological process (GO): transmembrane transport; intracellular zinc ion homeostasis; zinc ion transport
Cellular component (GO): Golgi apparatus; membrane
Molecular function (GO): zinc ion transmembrane transporter activity
Source: RefSeq, a predicted model, not a curated record
CCUCCCGCUCCGAGCGUGAGGGCUGCUGGGCCUGAUGACGUGGCCUGGUGCCGUCCGCUCCGGUGAGCCUCCGGGAAAGCCGGCGCCCCCGGAACUGUCCGUGGCCUAGUCCCCACGCACGCGUGCUUGUGAGCCGGGGAUAGCGGCGGCGGCGGCCAUCUGGCCUGCGGAGACCUGACGGGGCCGUUGCCAUGGGGGAGUGACGCGCCCGCGCCCGCUGUUCCGCGGAGCGGAGAGACAUGAGGAGACCCCGCCGCGGGGGUAGUGGCGGCGGCGGCGGCGGCGGCGGCGGCGGCUCCUGAUCCCCGGAAUGGAGGAGAAAUACGGCGGGGACGUGCUAGCCGGCCACGGCGGCAGCGGCCUCGGGCCGGUGGAUGUGCCCAGCGCUCGAUUAACAAAAUAUAUUGUGUUAUUGUGUUUCACUAAAUUUCUGAAGGCUGUUGGACUUUUUGAAUCAUAUGAUCUCCUAAAAGUAGUUCACAUUGUUCAGUUCAUUUUUAUAUUAAAACUUGGGACUGCAUUUUUUAUGGUUUUGUUUCAAAAGCCUUUUUCUUCUGGGAAAAGUAUUACCAAACGCCAGUGGAUCAAAAUAUUUAAACAUGCAGUUGCUGGGUGUAUCAUUUCACUCUUGUGGUUUUUUGGCCUCACGCUUUGUGGACCACUAAGGACCUUGCUGCUAUUCGAGCACAGUGAUAUUGUUGUCAUCUCACUGCUCAGUGUUUUGUUCACUAGUUCUGGAGGAGGACCAGCAAAGACAAGGGGGGCUGCUUUUUUCAUUAUUGCUGUGAUUUGCCUGUUGCUUUUCGACAAUGAUGACCUCAUGGCUAAAAUGGCUGAGCACCCUGAAGGACAUCAUGACAGUGCUCUAACCCACAUGCUUUACACAGCCAUUGCCUUCUUAGGUGUGGCAGAUCACAAGGGUGGAGUAUUGUUGCUAGUACUGGCUUUGUGUUGUAAAGUUGGUUUUCAUACAGCUUCCAGAAAACUCUCUAUAGAUGUUGGUGGAGCCAAACGUCUUCAAGCUUUAUCCCAAAUUGUUUCUGUACUUCUCUUAUGCCCAUGGGUCAUUGUUCUUUCUGUGACAACUGAGAGUAAAGUCGAUUCUUGGUUUUCUCUCAUUAUGCCUUUCUCAACGGUUAUUUUUUUUGUCAUGAUCCUGGAUUUCUAUGUCGAGUCCAUUUGUUCAGUCAAAAUGGAAGUUUCCAAAUGUGCCCGCUAUGGAUCCUUUCCCAUUUUUAUCAGCGCUCUACUGUUUGGAAAGUUUUGGACACAUCCGAUAGCAGGCCAGCUCCGGGCUGUGGACAGAGCAGCACGCCAGGAGGGCACGGAGCACGUGCUUUCUGGAGGAGUGGUGGUCAGCGCUGUGUUCUUCACCUUAUCUGCCAACAUCUUAUCAUCUCCUUCUAAGAGAGGACAGAAAGGUACCCUCAUUGGAUAUUCUCCUGAAGGAACACCUCUCUAUAACUUCAUGGGUGACGCUUUUCAGCAUAGUUCCCAGUCCAUCCCUAGGUUUAUUAAGGAAUCACUAAAACAAAUUCUUGAGGAAAAUGACUCUAGGCAGAUCUUUUACUUCUUGUGUUUGAAUCUGCUUUUUACCUUUGUGGAAUUAUUCUACGGCGUGUUGACCAAUAGUCUGGGUCUGAUCUCAGAUGGAUUUCACAUGCUUUUUGACUGCUCUGCUUUGGUCAUGGGACUUUUUGCAGCCCUGAUGAGCAGAUGGAAAGCAACUCGGAUUUUCUCCUAUGGGUAUGGCCGAAUAGAAAUUCUCUCUGGAUUUAUUAACGGGCUUUUUCUAGUGGUAAUAGCUUUCUUUGUGUUUAUGGAGUCGGUGGCUAGGUUAAUUGAUCCUCCGGAAUUAGACACACACAUGUUAACACCAGUCUCAGUUGGAGGGCUGAUAGUAAACCUUAUUGGUAUCUGUGCCUUUAGCCAUGCCCAUAACCAUAGCCAUGGAGCUUCUCAAGGAAGCUGUCACUCGUCUGAUCACAGCCAUUCACACCAUGUGCACGGACACAGUGACCAUGGGCACGGUCACGGCCACAGCCACGGAUCUGCUGGCAGAGGCAUGAACGCUAAUAUGAGGGGUGUAUUUCUGCACGUUUUGGCAGACACGCUCGGCAGUAUUGGUGUGAUCGUAUCCACCAUUCUUAUAGAGCAGUUUGGAUGGUUCAUUGCUGAUCCCCUCUGUUCUCUUUUUAUUGCUGUAUUAAUAUUUCUCAGUGUUGUCCCACUGAUUAAAGAUGCCUGUCAGGUUCUACUUCUGAGGCUGCCACCAGAGUAUGAAAAAGAGCUACAUAUUGCCUUAGAAAAGCUACAGAAAAUUGAAGGAUUGAUAUCAUACCGAGACCCACAUUUUUGGCGUCAUUCUGCCAGUAUUGUGGCAGGAACAAUUCAUAUACAGGUGACAUCUGAUGUGCUGGAGCAAAGAAUAGUACAGCAGGUUACAGGAAUACUUAAAGAUGCUGGAGUAAACAAUUUAACGAUUCAAGUAGAAAAAGAAGCAUACUUCCAACAUAUGUCUGGCUUGAGUACUGGAUUUCAUGAUGUUCUGACUAUGACAAAACAAAUGGAGUCCAUGAAAUACUAUAAAGAUGGUACUUACAUCAUGUGAGAUGACUUGGGAAUUACUGCUGGGGUUUGAACAAUGAAGAUUAAGAGGCCGGGUAUUUAUAAUACCACCAGAAGGAAGAAAAUUGCACAUAAUUGUACAGAAACAUUUUGUUGCUUUUGAAAAAAUUUUUAAAGCUCCCUAAAGUUGGAUCAAGGAAUCUUUCUUAAAGGAAAUUUAAAUACAGAAUGAAGCAUUAAUUGUACAAGUGAAAUAAUUGUUGAAAUUAUGUGUAAAAUAGCAAACUUGAAAUUUGAGUGAAUGUGAUGUAAUAUCACAUCAUCGUCAAAAAUGAGCAUACAAUGAUGGAUUCAAGUGAAGACCAAGAUUACUUCUGUGUGUUUACUUUCCGCCAGAAAGCAUCUCCACUGUAAAUAAUGUAUGUAACAUGUUUAUUACGAAGACCCAAAUGAAAAAAAUUUAGUCACUUUUUUGCAUAGCCCUAGGAUAAAAUAGGAAUAAAAGAUCUAUAUUUAUGGACUUUCUGUAUAUAAAACUGGUUUCUAAUUAUAACUUAAAUCCAUUAAGUAAAACCUUUUUUGCCACUUUAAAUGUAAACUGAAUUACUUGGGAGAGGCCUCAGCCACUGACAGGAGGCAGCAGUGGGGGCGUGAAGGACAGCAUGACAGAUUCUGAUGCAUUACAGAAGCCAACCACUCUGUGAAAUACAUUUCUUUUUACUUUUGGUAAUAUUUGCAAAUGAAUAAUUGCUUUAUUGGGGUAAAGAACUUAGACUAAGUUGUGUCCAUGUUAUUCACUCACUUGUCUUCUUCUAAAGUAGAAUAUUCCACUUCCUGUUAUGCAUCUGGCAUUCCAAGUUGCUUAUUAAGCUGGUAUCCAAGCAAUGCUAGGCUUUUCAUCUUUUCAUUUAGCUCCAUAUACUGUGGAAGAGCCAGUGGAGAGAGUCAUAGAUAACUGUCAACUCAGAGUUGAAUUUUCUGCCUAAAAAUGUAACUUAAAAAAAAAAAAUCUGAAACAUGUCGCUAUAAGAGAAAUAUCAAAGAAUUAGGUGGUUAUUUUAAAGUUUAAUAAGUAAAUCUUGUUCAUAAACCCUUGGGCACUAUGAAAUCAAAAUACCCUUAAGUACUUUCUGUAGUAAUAUCUAAUUUAUAUUUUUUCAUUUCCGAUUGAAACUGAAUGUAUAGUCUGAAAAGACUGUAUGAUAAAUAGAUACAUAAUAAUAUAUGCAGUUCUAUGAACACCAAAGAAUGUUGUCCAAAAGAAACUUUUGAAUACCUAUUUAUAAGCAUCUGAAUAUUUUCACUCUUAUACUAGGAAUUUUGACGAGUAGGAUGAAUUAAUUUUAGUAUGGGUACUAUUUUCUUAUCUAUACCAUAAUGGCAAACAUGUAUUGUAAAUCAUAUUUUUGUCUUACAAAUUUUAAUAUGUGAGAGAGAGGUUUUAGAAAUUUGUUAUAAGUUAUUUUGAUAUUCCUUGUCUUCUCUUUACACAUUUUCUGGUCCAGAAUCUUCAAUACAUAUUAAAAUUUUGGAAUGGUGGGAAAAUAAUUGCAUAUGAAUGUUUUAAUGUAAUUUUUAUACAUUAAAAAAUUUUAAGAAGAUAGGUA